AAUUUUAAACAAAAACAAAGCUUCGAAAACUAUUUUUCACUAAUUUGAAAUAAAGUUGAAAGUAAAAUGAACAGCAAUUUAAAUAAUUGGUUGUUCAAUUUAAAAUAUGAAGAUAUUGAUGGCGGGCUGGCCGCUGAUUUCGACGGCUCGUUGUCCGGAUUGGGGGUUGAAUCCGGCAGCAAUACUUACAACAUGAGUGAAGCACUUCUAGCCCUUCCAGUUUUCAAUCAGGAAGAUAGAUCAAGAAUUAGUAGCAGUGGCAGGCCAGCGAAAGUCUACAUCCAAACGAGACCUCAAACAACUCCAAUCGUCCCAACAAUAUCCAACAACCACCAUCAGAUCAAUAGCAACAGUUUCAGUCUAAAUUUAGACACGACAGUCGCUACAGAAGACAUCACUGCUGACCAUAACUUAGAAAGUGACAUCACUAACGGUGACGUUCCUAACUGUGAAAAUAAUUUCAGUAAAUCGUUAACUCUGCCUUUGAUGCGUACAUUAUCAUUUCCUUCGUCUCCUGAUAUAAAUUCCCUAACUUCCCACUCACUAUCUCUGCCUAUUUUGUCCCAAGAAGAUCUCGAGGACGGUCACUUAGACUCUGACCACAUUGCAGCUGAAUGGGCCCAUUUGAUUUCAUCCAUGAAGUUGGAGGGCGAUGACGUCAGUAGGGAUGUGUUAAAUAAUUCAAGGUUUCAGUACAUUUUGAAUGCUUGUACAUCUCCGGCCAUGAGAAUUUGUGAAGAAACGCUAACGUACCUCAAUCAAGGGCAGCCUUAUGAAAUUAGAUUGAAGUGUUUGAAGGACCGCCAAGAUUUUAUUUUUAGAACUCAAAGCAACAACAACGAUAAUAAUAAUAAUCAUAAUUUUAAUAAUAAUAAUCAUAAUUUUAAUAAUAAUAAUAAUGGUGAGGAUGGUGGUAAUAAUACUUUCAUGAGCACUGUACGAGUGGUCUUUCACGAGCGUCGCAUGCAGUUUAUGGAAAAAGAACAGCUGGAAGAAUGGAAGAUAGCCAGACCGGGAGAGAGAAUUGUCGACAUCGACACGCCACUAUCUCGAGGUAUCAUAGACACAAAAGUCGAUUCAGGCCAUAUAAACAGUGUCUCAUUUUUUUGGAGGACCAGCGACUCAAGCGAUACAGCAUCGGUGUUUAUAAAAGUAAAUUGUAUUAGUUCAGAAUUCACGGCUAAAAAACACGGCGGUGAAAAGGGAAUUCCAUUUAGAAUUCAGGUACUUCUGGGCUAUAUUGUCAGAGAUGUGCUGGUCGAAACGUACUGUCGUAAAAGGAAUAAUAGUAAUAAUCAUAAUAAUAAUAACAACAACAAUAAUAAUAAUAAUUAUUAUGAUAAUAAUAAUGAUAAUAAUAGUAAGAAAGAUGAAGAUAAUUGUCACGAUAAUGACGACUUAAAUAAUUGUACUGGCAGUGAACACGACAUAAAAUCGGCUGCUACUGCUACUACUACACCUACCACUAUUAAUAAUAAUAAUAAUAAUAUAAUUGAUAAUAAUAAUAAUAAUUGGAGCAGUCCAUCCAAUUGGCAGCUAUUGCAUUGUGCCUCUUGCCAGAUUAAAGUUUUUAAGCUAAAGGGCGCAGAUAGAAAGAACAAAACAGACAGAGAGAAAGUUGAGAAGAGAUGUGACUCGGAAAAACUUAAGCAUAUAAUAAGGAAUGACGAUAGGAAAGCGGCAGAUGAUGACGUCAUUAAUAAUAACGAUGAUGAUGAUAGUGAUGAAGAUGACGAGGCAGUAAACAGAGAUUACACUAAUAGUAACCGCGACGAUAACAUCAUUAAUGAUGCUAAGUCCAGAAAGAGGCCACUGAAUAAGGUCUUCAUUGUGAAGACAUCAUCGACCGCAGGCUGUCACGACGAUGACGACGACGAUGCUGAUGACGUCAACAAUGACGAUCGUGACGAUGGCGAGGAGCGUGACUAUGAUAAUGGUGAAGGAAAUUGUGGCGAUGACGGCGGCGAUGAUGACGACGACGACGACAAUGAUGAUGAAGAGGAGGAGGAGGAUGCUUGCGAGAAGGAGAUGGGCGACCAAGUUUUGUCGGCAUCAUCGACACCAGACGACGUCUCCAUGUGGCUUCUCAGUAAUAGAUUUAGCUCUUUCAUUGAGACAUUUUCAAACUUCUCAGUCCAACCUAAGCUAACUCUAUACGUCUGCCAGGACCCAGUCAGUAAUGUUACUGCUAGUACUAAUAGCAACACAUUCAACAGUGACAUUACUGGUUAUAGGAACGCUGCUAAUUAUAGUAACAUUUCUAAUUAUAGUAACGUAGCUAAUACUAGUAACGAUGCUAUAAAUAGAAACAGAGCUAAUGAUAGCAGCGUAAUUGGUGGUGCUUCCUCUGCUGAUGAUUUUGAUAGGGAGAUCGAUACUAUUUUCAACAUUCCGACCGUAGCAUCAUUCGCAUCAGUGCCAUCUGCCUCUACUUCAACGACGACAAUAUUUAAUUUCAGUACGAACAAUCAGCAGCAGCAACUACAGCAGCCACAACAUCUAACCACCAAUCUCCUUGUCGCAAAAUCCCGAGCCAAGACAUUCAACCACUACAGAGGAGAGAGUGGUAGGAAGAAGUUUUUAUUCUCAACGACCACAGCAACAACAAGAACAGCAGCAGCUGCUGUAGCAGCGACAACAGCGUCUAACAAUACUGCACCGACGACGACGACAAAUCGAAACAGCGAUGAUGAUGUUCUUCUUGGUGAGGAUUAUUCAAUUGCCGAUGAUUUUUCCACUGUCGCCAAGCGCAAUUCAGCAGUUUUAAGGUCAUCAUUGGCGGCAACUGCAACGACUGAUGCCACUGCGUCUAAUCCUUUUGUGCCCUUCUUUUCGACACAACGACAGCAACUACAACCCCUUUUUCCGUCAUUAUUUGCGUCACCAUUAUCGGCAUCCAUAACUAUAUUCCCGACUACAACGACCACAUCAGCCACAAAAACGUCGAAAACGACUAUGACGACGACGACAUUCUUCACUGGCAAGAGAUCAAUGCCAGAUAAAGAUGACGACGACACACACAUGCAUUCUGACCUGCACUUCAAAAAGCAGCGUAUUCACCAGCCAGAUCAAUUGCCUAGAGACAUUUUCCAUGCAGUGUAUUUGGAGAUGCUGACGGAGCGCCAUCUUGCCUCGAAGCUCGGAAAAUUAUUUCUAAUUAGGAAGAAUAGAAUAUCUGGCAUUCUGAUACAGAAUGUUCUAGGCUUCCAUGUGCUUGUUACCGAUUCCGUUAUAAGGAAUAUGCAAGACCAGUCCAGCUUCAUUGUAGAAGCCAUCCCAGAUGAUGAAAUGCUUACUUACUACAAGAUCAUCUUGAAAGCUGUGGAGCUAUAAAAGAAUGAAAGAUCAAACAUACAUACAUAUAUAUAUAUAUAUGUGUGUGUGUGUGUGUAUGUGUGUGUGUUUGAUGUGCAUGUAUGUUGGUUUUUUUUGUAUCAAAAGAUGUUUUUAGAUAGACCUUUUUUCAUUUUUUUUGUGUAGAAGAUUUUUUUUUAGAGUAAAACUUCGCAAGUGGUAGUAGCAUUUAUAUAAGUUGCUGAUGUUGUUUCUUGUAGGCAAGUUUUUUUUACAUUAUAUUAUUAUAUUAUAUCUAAUUAGAUUUGCAAUGGUACCAAUAUUAAUGUUAUUCUCUCUCUCUCUCUCUCUCUCUCUCUCUAAUUUCUCCCUCUCUCUUUCUUUCUUAAUUUAUUAAUAUCUGUGUUUGUUUGUCUGCGUGCGUAUAUAAGCUUACAAUUGUGUUUAUUGACACUUGUAAGUGUAUGCAUGUGUGUAUGUGUUUGUUUGUUUACAUUUUGAUGAAUUUAUCUUAUCUAUCUUUACAAGCAGACACUGGUUUUAAAUAAAUAUUAACAUCACAUAA
Helobdella robusta is the source of this 3859-nucleotide messenger RNA. RefSeq lists its product as hypothetical. Gene Ontology annotation, biological process: regulation of transcription by RNA polymerase II. The record is from RefSeq and is a predicted model, not a curated record. Gene Ontology annotation, molecular function: RNA polymerase II cis-regulatory region sequence-specific DNA binding; DNA-binding transcription activator activity, RNA polymerase II-specific. The coding region runs from base 67 to 3333 and encodes 1088 amino acids. Gene Ontology annotation, cellular component: nucleus. The transcript has 18 exons. Lineage: Eukaryota; Metazoa; Annelida; Clitellata; Rhynchobdellida; Glossiphoniidae.